UGCCGCACUUCAAAGCUCACACCCACAUCACAGCAGCCUGGAUAAACCUACCUAGAGAUGAAACUGUUCAUAGUACUCAGCGCUCUGAUUGCCUGCAGCUCGGCUGGACUCAUUCGCAGCAGCGGCUGGUCCGGUGGCAGCAGCGGCUGGAGCUCGAAUCCUUGGGCCAGCAGCGGCAUCAGCACCGGCGGCUGGAGCUCGAAUCCUUGGGGCAGCGGUGGCGGCAGCGGCUGGAGCUCGAAUCCUUGGGGCAGCGGCGGCGGCUGGAAUAGCGGCUGGUCUUCCCAGCCCAAGAUCAUUAAAGUUAUUAAAAUUGGCGGCGGCGGCAGUGGCUGGAACAAUGGUGGCGGCAGCGGCUGGAGCAAUGGCGGCGGCUGGAGCAAUGGCGGUGGCUGGAGCAAUGGCGGUGGCUGGUCGGGCCAGAGCAUCGGCAGCAGCGGCUGGUCCAGUGGCAACAACGGCUGGGGCAGCAGCGGCUGGUAGUGAGGAUCGCAGGCAAAGGCUCUGGCAACCGCGCGCUGAUUCGUAUUGAUUAUCGAUUUUUGAUUUCAUAUUAUGUAUAUGCAUAAGGGUAUAUUUUUUUUCUAAUUUUUUUAUACAA
Molecule: messenger RNA, 601 nt
Organism: Drosophila hydei
Lineage: Eukaryota; Metazoa; Arthropoda; Insecta; Diptera; Drosophilidae
Exons: 1
Coding region: 58-483 (141 amino acids)
Source: RefSeq, a predicted model, not a curated record